Messenger RNA from Lampris incognitus (smalleye Pacific opah), 1326 nucleotides. It is a transcript of the gene arhgef3l, whose product is annotated as Rho guanine nucleotide exchange factor (GEF) 3, like. The coding region runs from base 82 to 1326 and encodes 414 amino acids. Gene Ontology annotation, molecular function: guanyl-nucleotide exchange factor activity. Lineage: Eukaryota; Metazoa; Chordata; Actinopteri; Lampriformes; Lampridae. The record is from RefSeq and is a predicted model, not a curated record. Gene Ontology annotation, biological process: positive regulation of Rho protein signal transduction. The transcript has 11 exons.
AUUUUUGAAUCCUUCUCAUUUUUUGGGGGGAAUAAAAACUUCUUUCUUGAAAUGAUGUGCUGAUGACCAAGAAAGCGGAAGAUGGAGAGAGAGGAGACUGCUGACAUACUGACUUCCUGGUCUGCGGCGCCAAUAGACGUCCAUCCCAGCCCGUGGGACCAUGGCGCGAAGAAGAGAAAGCAGGAGCCAGGAUUCAACUCCGUAAUCCGAAUCACGGAGGAUGAAGAGGACGACGAAGAUGAGAUGAACUCGGAGCAGAUGAAGGACUCGGAGGAGCCCAGCAAUAAAAGGGUUAAACCUGUGGUGAAGUCCAACAGCCUGACAGGCAUCAUAACCCCGGUGAAGACCCCGGCCCUGAAACGCUUUGGACAGUCUAUUUCGCGCUCCAUCAGUUUUCGUACCGAGGCGCGACCUUUGCCCCCGGCCCCUCUCCGCUCUCGUCAGAAGGCCUCGUCGUUUCCACGGAGACGCAACAGCCAAUGCUGGAGCGACACCGUGGAGAGCCACGACCUCACUGCGAAGGAGAUCAGACGUCAAGAGGUGAUCUAUGAGCUGACUCAGGGAGAGAGACAACUGAUUGACGACCUCAGUCUGGUUAAGAAGGUGUAUUAUGAGCCCAUGCUGAAGCUGGAUAUCAUGACGGAGAGUGAACUUGGGCAGAUCUUCGGGACUUUGGACUCUCUCAUACCGCUCCAUGAAGGUGCGACUAUAUUGGAGCUGAUCCAGAGCAUCGUGGAGGACGUGAACCAGAAGACGGGCGAGGCGGAGUGUCAGUUCUACCGGCGAGGCCUUACCUACCUGGAGGAAGGCCAGCGGCUCCCUGAAAUCCACCUCUCCCGCUUUCUCUACUGUCACGGAGAACUCAAGAGCAGCAAGGGACAACGUCUGCAUGUGUUCCUGUUUGAGCUGGUUCUGGUGCUGACCCGGCCGGUGGAGGACAGAGACGGCGGGCAGGUGUUCCAGAUCUACAGACAGCCUCUGCCCAACAACCUGCUCAACCUGGAGGAGAUCCCUGAUGGAGAGCCCAGCGGAGCAGGAACCUUCAGAGGAGCCUUCACGGGAGGCAACGAUAAAGUGAGAAACUGUUUCCGUGUGAGCAGCAGGGGGCGCUCCAAAUCCCAGUCUCACAGCUUGCAGGCCAGCGACUCCUUUGACAAGCAGCAGUGGAUAAACUCUCUGCGCCAGGCUAUCGUCCAGUCGCGGGACAGGAUGGCUCAGACCAGCAGCCAACCAAAGCUCGCGGCCCACCCUGACCCCGCCCUCUGUCACAUAGCGGACCUCAGCCUCAGCUCAGACGCGGAGAUGACCGACCACAACAGUCGCUGA